GGCAGCGUGUGAAGGGGCUGCUGUGGAUCAGAAAAUAUAAGUCAGGAAACUAUGUGGAGCAGCAUGACUCCUCUAACACUUGGAUUGUAUCUGCCUCUCUGGUUCUCUUAUGGCCUGGCUCAGUCAUCAGUCCUGGACAGUUUUAUUUCAUUCCCAACAGCUCUCAGACCUGAGGAGCAGCAGAGGAGGUUCAACCCAUGCUGUUUACUGAGUCCGCCUCCACCCCCGCUGUUUCCUCCACCCCCUUCACUUUGGCGCCGCCACGCUCAUAUUGAAGGUGUUCCAUCUCACAGCGGAAAUUCAGAGCCGGGCAAUGAGGACAAAGGUUCUGCCUGUGUCCGAGGCCCCCCCGGGCCAGCUGGCCCCCCUGGCCUUCAGGGUCCACCUGGGUUACCUGGGAUCGGAGGGCCCAAAGGAGAAAAGGGAGAAAUCGGAAGACCUGGGCAAAAGGGUCGGACAGGUCCUCCUGGACUUCCUGGGAAACAGGGACCCGCUGGAUGGCAAGGACCAACUGGGCCCAAAGGUGAGAAAGGUGAUCCCGGGCUGAUGGGUUUGCCUGGAGCCAGAGGACCAAUUGGGCCACGGGGUUUACAUGGGUAUAAAGGAGAAAAGGGCUCUCGAGGCGAUCGUGGUGAGAGUGGAGUCAAAGGUGAUAAGGGGGCGAUGGGUUUCCCAGGGAUGCUUGGACAGAAAGGUGAAAUGGGUCCAAAAGGAGAACCUGGAAUUGCAGGAAACAGAGGACCCACCGGACGUCCAGGGAAGAGAGGCAAACAGGGAAUGAAAGGAGACCCGGGCAGUGUGGGUCCCAUGGGACCUGCAGGCCCACAGGGACCUGCCGGCCACCCUGGUCCUCCUGGUUCACCUGCUACAGGACUGUAUAUGGUUGGAUCGAAGGGUGCUAGAGGUCCACCAGGGCCCCCUGGAAAGUGUAGCUGUGGCUCUCUCAGCACUUUUCCAUAUGAUGAUUAUCCUUCAAGAGUAAACUACGCCAAAGUACCAGCAAUAUUCGUUGUGAGCAACGAGGAAGAACUGGAGCGUCUCCAAACAGACAACGCUCUUGCAUUCCGUAAAGAUCAGAGAUCUCUGUAUUUCAAAGACAUCGAUGGCUGGUUACCAAUCCAGACUUUUCCAUUCCAGCUGACGCCGUUCCAGUCCAUGGAAAAUGCUCCUGAUGAUGAGGGUUACUGUGGUGAUGGGAUUGUGCAGAUUUCCAACGGGGAGGAGUGCGAUGACAGAAACCGGGUCGUGACAGAUGGCUGUGUCAAAUGUAAACACGCCUACUGUGGAGAUGGGUAUCGCUAUGAGGGGGCUGAGGAGUGUGAUGGGAAGGACUUUGGAUACCAGACAUGUAAUUCAUAUCUUCCAGGGUCAUAUGGUCACCUCAAGUGCACACCAUACUGUGUUAUUGACUCCACAAACUGCAAGUACUUCACCUGAGGAGGAAGCUGGACGCUGCAGUGGGAUCCUUUGUGUUUUGUUUGCUUGACACAUAACAGGAAUAUUGAUGCAAAAAAAGAAUGCUCCAAGCAAGCAAGAAACUCUGAAAGUAGAGGCACCUAGUGAUGAAAUUUCUACUUCUAUGAUGAAAGAAAACAUAAAAACACACGUGUAUAUAACUCCUCUGAACUGCUGCUGAGAUGCCAUGAAAGCUUCCUUGAGCUGAAGCUCAUCAGUGGAAGUGGAAAGCUUUCACCCACACAUAGGAAAUGCACAGGACAACUGCACUCCGUCUUAACAUGCAGGACUCAAGACCGGCCUUCUUACCACGCCCAAAUGGACCGGAAACACCUUCUGGAUGGUGUGACAGCAAUGCAGACUCUAAAUGAAGUAAAGGAUGGUGAUGUUGCAGAGGAGCCUGAGGCACAAUGACCCAGUUACUGUUGAAAAAAAAGAGAGGCAGUAGGACAAACAGAGCCAUGGCCUCAGGUAUUUUAAAUGACAGUGCACCGCAUUUGCAUGAGGCUGGGAUUACUGAGCUGUCACUCUCUGAGCAUGUAACCCAUCACUUUACAUAUUAUUGCCACGGGAAGGUUUGCAUCACACCCAGAAAUUCAGUUGUGAAAGUAAAACGAGGCACAUACAAGAUCAACAUGUAUAUAGAGGAAAGAAUACAUGAUAUAAACUUGUAAAUUUCAGUCAGACUGUUAUACCAGGUGACCACUCUUUAGAGGCUUUAAUAGCUUGUGGAGAUGUUUUACUUGACAGGGAUAUUCAGUCUGGUCAAGGUUUCAAAAAUCCCCAAAAUGUCUCAGGAACCAACAGGUAAUAAUGCUCCACACAUCACCGUUCACAGGCAUCCACCACUACUUCCCUCUUUGUAAAGUUAAAUGGCAGUGACUGUACGCCGAAGCACACAGGAAACUCCUAUAAAUGCUUUAAAAAUAUACACACGCUUGAGUUUCUUCUCUGUGCUUCAGCCAGAAAUGAAAUACUCUGUAUGUGAAGGCUUGAAACUGUUACGUUCUUAAUUUUUCUCAUGGCACAGGAAAGGCUGGUAGAAACUGUUUUAGCUGCUAAAGGUGGAAGGAAGUUCAAUUCCAGCCUGCUGUAUGGUCAUUACUGUAUUUACUCUAAUACCUCUUUAACCAGUCGUUCUGUCUUACAAUGUAAACGGCAACACAGAAGCUCAACGGUAAACUUAACAGUGUAGAUGUAGUCUGCUGUGUGUUGGGCAAUGACUUUGCCGAUAUAUAAGCUGACAUUUCAUAAGCUACUGUACAAGUCGCAGUGCCAAGGGAGACAUUUCUCAACCAUACUUACAGUAGAUGUAGUCAGGUAAAAGUAAUCGAAAGAUGAUGACUGUUAUAUCGUCUUUGCAUGCUCAUGCUACUGUGCUAAAAAUGUGUGUGACACGCUUCCACUUUGUCAAGCAGUGUUUUAUAAAUUCUUGUAGCAUUCUUCAGCGUAGCAGGUGUCUCAAGAAGUACUGUAUACGUGACGCUUCUUAUUAUGAUAGUGAUGAACUGUGCCAUGCACAAAGCUCAAAAACCUUUUUGGAAGUUGUGUUGAAUGUUGGUGUAUCUGUGGCCUGUGCUGCUGUGCUAUAUCCUGUCCUGUGUGCACAACACUGCUGAAACAUAACAUGCAUGUGAUAAUGUACUGUUAGCUUUAUAAAAUUUAGUAUGCACUGUGACUGGGAUAGUCUUUUUUUGCUAUUAUAUGAUUUAUACAGUAGUUGUGGAUAAUUUUGAAAAGAAACAGAAAUAAAACAAGGAUUGAA
This is a messenger RNA of Cheilinus undulatus (humphead wrasse), 3220 nucleotides long. RefSeq names its product collagen-like tail subunit (single strand of homotrimer) of asymmetric acetylcholinesterase (gene colq). The transcript is spliced from 17 exons. The coding region runs from base 52 to 1437 and encodes 461 amino acids. The record is from RefSeq and is a predicted model, not a curated record. NCBI's taxonomy places the organism in Eukaryota, Metazoa, Chordata, Actinopteri, Labriformes, Labridae. Gene Ontology annotation, molecular function: heparin binding.